AUGGCAAAUCAGUCGACUCUCCAACUCAGGGAGGUUGGUCCAGACGACAUCCCCAAGAUCACCGAUGUUUGGUUUCGCGCAUUCGGUACGCCACACAACCUGGCAUUGAUUCCCGAUACCCCCGGCGUGCGCACGUGGUGGAAUGAAGCCCAUUACCAUGACCUUAUGAACAGACCAUAUCAAAAGUAUAUCAAGAUAGUAGAUGCCGCGCACCCCAGUGAUAUCAUGGCAUACGCAAAAUGGGACCUGCAGCCGGAUGAAUGUGGCGAGCGAUUUCCGCCAUGGCAUCCAGAGUCAAAUGCCGAGCUCUGCACCCAAUAUUUCGGAGGAAACGAGAAUCAGCACUUAGACAUGCUGUGCACAGAUCCUCAACAUCAACGAAGAGGUGCCGCUUCCCUGUUAGUGCAGUGGGGAUGUGAUCUCGCUGACCGCAACGGGGCCGCAAUUUACAUAGCCUCCAGCGAUCAAGGAAUUGGACUGUAUCGAAAAUUUGGAUUUAAGCUGCUGGAAGGCCGUGACGACACUCCUGAAGGAGCCAACCCCAUGGUCAGAGAGCCGAGGUUGGUAAACUGA
This is a messenger RNA of Aspergillus pseudonomiae, 573 nucleotides long. Its product is annotated as GNAT family N-acetyltransferase. The record is from RefSeq and is a predicted model, not a curated record. The transcript has 2 exons. The coding region runs from base 1 to 573 and encodes 190 amino acids. NCBI's taxonomy places the organism in Eukaryota, Fungi, Ascomycota, Eurotiomycetes, Eurotiales, Aspergillaceae. Gene Ontology annotation, molecular function: acyltransferase activity, transferring groups other than amino-acyl groups.